Molecule: messenger RNA, 1370 nt
Organism: Zea mays
Lineage: Eukaryota; Viridiplantae; Streptophyta; Magnoliopsida; Poales; Poaceae
Product: alpha/beta-Hydrolases superfamily protein
Exons: 12
Coding region: 370-1278 (302 amino acids)
Biological process (GO): lipid storage
Cellular component (GO): lipid droplet
Molecular function (GO): lipase activity
Source: RefSeq, marked validated
CGAUCCACCUGCAAUCGGAUGGGUAUGCAUCUCCGCCCCAGGGGGCUCGAGCCGCCGCCAGCCUCUUCCUCCCGUAACCAACCGCCUCCUUCCUAGUAGUACGACUUCCGACUAACGCGCUCUGCUCCUGGUCCUCGUCCUCCGCGUGAUCUCUUCAGUCUCGCUCCGCUGCGCCGUUGGUCUGUGCAGCAGCGCUCAGGUUGGUUCGAGCUGGCCGCUCUUCCAAUCCCCCCACCGCAUCGCAGUUCCGUCCGUGGCCGCGCGUGACGUGACGUCUCCUCGAGCGCCUAGCGCGUGGUCUAGAUCGGCAAGCGCGGCAUCCAUGGAGACAGCCAGGCUCACGCCGAGGGAGCAGGCCACGACCAGGAUAUGUCAGGUGUCGAGGUGCUCGCGGCGAUUCCCUGCAGCUUUGCGACGGAACUGCUCGAGAUAAGGUCCAAAGAGCCGUCCCUCCACGUGCUGCUUAUUGCUGGGAACCCAGGCAUCGCUGCGUUUUAUAAGGACUGUGUCGAGGCGCUCUAUGAAAACCUCGGUGGCCAAGCAUCUAUUACAGCAAUAGGGCACAUUUCACACAGCCAGAAGGAUUGCGAGCAUGGGCGAUUGUUUUCGUUGUAUGAACAAAUUGACCACAAGGUUGAUUUCAUUGAGCAAGAGCUUCAGCAUUCUGAACAACCAAUAGUUUUGGUUGGUCAUUCAAUUGGUGCAUACAUAGGCUUGGAAGUCUUCAAGAGACUUCAGAAUAAGAUAAAAUUUAUUGUAGGACUGUAUCCAUUUUUAAAGAUGAACAAGAGUUCUGUAACACAAUCAGCAAUCGGAUAUAUAGCAAGGUCAUCCCUCCUAAGUAAAUGGGCUAGUUUAUUUGCAUCUUUCAUUGGGUCACUCCGACCUUCAAUAACAAGGGGCAUUGUGAGAAGGUUCCUUGGACCUUCAUGGUCUGUAACAGCUGUUGAUGCUGCAUGCAGCCAUCUCUUAAGGUACAACACAAUGCGCAAUGUCCUUUUCAUGGCAAUGACAGAGUUCCAAAAGCUUACUGAAGAACCAGACUGGACUUUCAUCAGAGCACAAGAGGACAAAAUGGCCUUUUUGUUCGGUGUGGAUGAUCACUGGGGCCCACUAUCUCACUUAGAAGAGAUAUCAAAGCACGCACCAAGGGUCACCCUGUCGGUUGAAACAGAAGGUCACACACAUGGUUACUGCUGUACAGAGGCUGGAUCUGUCUGGGUUGCAGACUACAUCGCAAAUUUGAUUAAAAACCAAAUGCUCCUUUGGAACAACUGAGGUUCAUUUGGCAGAUGUAUCAUAAGACUCUUUUCUCCGAAAGAAGUGAAUAGCUGGAGUGUGGUGGAACUUAUUGAGGUUCCGGUUUUGAU